AUGUCGAAAGACGAGUCAUCGUCUUCCAUCGCGCAGGCGUCUUCUCAGUUUGAGACAGGGGAGAUGGCUGGGGAGACGAAGCACUCACCUCCAGGCCAAACUGAAAUACCUGGCCAUGAUGGUGAUAUUCAGAAAUUGGAAGGUGCAGGAGCCCAGGACGGAGCAAGAUAUCUCGCCGGCCUCAAACUAUUCUUAGCCAUGACAAGCAUCACCCUCCUGAUCCUACUUACAAUGCUGGAUAUUUCUAUCAUUGGAACCGCUGUUCCGCAAAUAACGAGUGAUUUUCACAGUCUUGAAGACAUCAGUUGGUACGGCGGCGCCUAUCAGCUAGCGAGUGCAACAGUUCAGCCCCUUACGGGGAAGAUCUAUACAUAUUUCAGCAUCAAGGUUCAUACUUUCUGGAACUCGCAUCAAGUGAACUUCUGGACUAACAGACCUCAGUGGACGCUACUUGCCUUUGUCCUGAUAUUCGAAAUUGGUUCCGCGAUCUGUGGAGCAGCUCAAUCCUCGCCGAUGCUCAUUAUUGGCCGUGCUGUAGCCGGGCUGAGAUGUUCUGGUCUAAUGAAUGGAUGCCUCACACUCAUAUUUGGAGCCAUAACCCCGGAGAAACGAACGUUCUAUACUAGCAUUGCUAUGGGAGUGGGCCAGAUUGGUAUUGUUUUCGGUCCAUUCCUUGGGGGCAUUUUCACCGAGCAUGCUAGCUGGCGGUGGUGUUUCUACAUUAACCUUCCUUUAGGCGGACUUGCUGCGCUGUUGAUCGUGGUCAUAGCGAUUCCUGACCAGAUCCAGAAAGAGCCUGCAAGCUUCUCUCUUCUUGUGAAACUAAUUCCCGACUUUGAUCUAUUCGGCUUCGCACUUCUCGCCCCUGCUUCAUUAAUGCUUCUCUUGGCGCUACAGUUUGGCGCAAGUGACUACAGCUGGAACUCUGCAACAGUCAUCGGCCUGUUUUGCGGAUCCGCGGUAUCAGCAGGGCUCUUCAUCGCUUGGGAGAGGCGGGUCGGUGAAAAAGCAAUGAUCCCUCUUCGUAUCCUCUCUCAGACAACGAUAUGGACUAGUUGUAUUCACUACGCCUUUCUGAUUGCUGUUACGACCGGAGGCGGUUACUUCUUGCCAAUUUACCUCCAGUCGGUUAAAGGGUUGUCGCCUACUAUGAGUGCGGUCUACAUGCUCCCAACAAUCUUGCUCUCGGUAGUUUAUGUCAUCUUCUCUGGAGCUUUGAUGCCAAAAUUUGGUUAUUACAUUCCCUGGGCAGCGCUUGCAUCUGGGGGGACAGCUAUUGGCUGCGGUCUUAUCUCUACCUGGACCCCGGAUAGCAACCUCGGACAGCUGAUAGGCUACCAAGUCAUGUUUGCCCUCCGUGGAUUAGGAAUGCAGAUGUCCACGGUAGCCAUUCAGAACGCUCUACCCCCUUCGGAAAUUGCCAUCGGCAACUCGAUGCUUGUUUUCAGCCAGAGCCUUUUUGGGGCCAUUUUGAUCACUGCCGCAAACACAAUCUUUCAAGAGAGGCUCAAAACCUACAUCAAGAAUGAGACCCCAUCUAUUGACCCUAUUGCUGCCAUUGCUGCCGGUGGGAGCGCUGAAGCGGUUAGGGCUCUUGCUCCAGCUGGUGGCGAGCUCCUCAGAUCUGUCCUCAUUGUAUACUCUAAAAGCGUGGGGAAUGUCUAUUAUCUACUAAUCGGUACAAGUAUCGUCUCGCUGGCCGCGUCUUUUGGUAUGGGCUGGGUAGAUGUUAGGAAGAAAAAGCCCAUUGGCACGGUGCCCAAGUAA
Clonostachys solani is the source of this 1767-nucleotide messenger RNA. Lineage: Eukaryota; Fungi; Ascomycota; Sordariomycetes; Hypocreales; Bionectriaceae. The record is from the annotation of a GenBank genome assembly.